AGAAAAGAAAGAACAAAGGGAAGAUGCUUCCGGAUGCUGUCCUCGUUGUCUUCUUCCGGUUCCUUCACCCGCGAUAAGCAACGCCUGCGUAUGUGGCUCCGAAUUUGUCCUCCCGCAUCACAGGCUCGCAGGCCUCACAGUCCCAAGUCCCACUCGGCGCUUUGCUGUUUCUGCGUGCACUCGCAGGCUCGCAGCUCCUGCCUCUUCUCUCUGCGCAGGUAGCUGCAGAAAUUCUCAUCUCUUGGACGCAACCGGAAGCGAAUAUCAAAUGUCGACCACAAAAAUAACACCUACAGCCUCUGUCCUCUCUUCGACGAUAAAAACCCUGGGCUUCCCAAGCUACACCAUCUUACCCAACAACUUCAAGCAGCGCUAUGGUUGCUUCCAAAGAAGACUGUGCAUAAUGGCAAAGUCAUCCGCUUUGAAUCCUCUAGAAGUCUGCGCCAAGGCUUCUGUAACCAUUCCUAACAAGUUGGGUGACUGUCCCUUUUGUCAGAGGGUACUACUGACCAUGGAGGAAAAACAUCUUCCUUAUGACCUCAAAUUGGUAGAUUUCGGUAACAAACCAGAAUGGUUUUUGAAAAUCAAUCCAGAAGGUAAAGUUCCAGUGGUGAAACUUGAUGAGAAAUGGGUUGCAGAUUCAGAUGUCAUCACACAAUCCCUGGAAGAAAAGUACCCUGAUCCUCCAUUGAUAACCCCAGCUGAGAAGGCUUCAAUUGGGUCGAAAAUUUUGUCAACAUUUAUUGGUUUUCUCAAGAGCAAAGAUUCCACUGAUGGCACCGAGCAGGCACUCCUUAAUGAGCUCAGUUCUAUCAAUGACCAUAUCAAAGAAAAUGGCCCUUUUAUCAAUGGGAAGGAGAUCUCUGCAGCAGACUUGUCCUUAGGGCCGAAGCUAUACCACAUGGAGAUUGCUUUGGGUCAUUAUAAGAAUUGGUCGGUGCCGGACUCUCUACCUUAUGUGAAGUCUUACAUGCUGGUAACCAAAAUCGGUCUUCCGCUAAGUGUCUUCUCAAGAGAUUCAUUCGUCAAAACACGGGCGCUCAAGGAGGAUGUUGUAGCAGGAUGGCGUCCGAAAGUUAUGGGUUAAACAUAUCUCCCAGCACUUUAUGCCAUUGCUGGUGAUUUCGCAUGUGUACAUCCCUUACCCUAGUAGGCUUUGCAAAACUACAUCGAUCGACAUGCACUGAUUUGUCGUGCUUUUUGCUGGUGGAGUUAAUUGGUAGAAUCGGCAAUGCUUCUCUCUUACUUUUUGAUGUAUUGUCAAGGCGAUGGACUUGUAGUUCAUCGGUGACUCUUUUAGCCAGAGUUCACUGAUUUGGCAUAACAAGCAUUGUAUCAUAUGAGGCUUAAGGUGUUGAGCCUGCUUCUGGUGCAGCGCUUGAUUGGUUAGUUCCUCGUGAUAUUCGAGUGUUAUCAUGUGAAUCAGGCUCUAUCGUAUUUGUGAA
Molecule: messenger RNA, 1445 nt
Organism: Rhodamnia argentea
Lineage: Eukaryota; Viridiplantae; Streptophyta; Magnoliopsida; Myrtales; Myrtaceae
Product: glutathione S-transferase DHAR3, chloroplastic
Exons: 7
Coding region: 269-1087 (272 amino acids)
Biological process (GO): ascorbate glutathione cycle; protein glutathionylation; cellular oxidant detoxification
Molecular function (GO): glutathione dehydrogenase (ascorbate) activity
Source: RefSeq, a predicted model, not a curated record